Aspergillus ibericus CBS 121593 is the source of this 727-nucleotide messenger RNA. RefSeq lists its product as uncharacterized. Lineage: Eukaryota; Fungi; Ascomycota; Eurotiomycetes; Eurotiales; Aspergillaceae. Bases 185 to 469 code for a protein of 94 amino acids. The transcript is spliced from 4 exons. The record is from RefSeq and is a predicted model, not a curated record.
GAAAGGUGCUGGACGGCAGCUCUCUAGAUGAUGAUGUGAUGGCCUGUGGGAAGACAUAAAAAGGGCCCUCGUUUCCCGCCGUUCUGUCUGCAUCCCAUCAACAACACAAUCGCAUUAUCUCUCCAAUCCCCUAUCUGCCCGUUUAACUCUAGUUUUAAUAACUAAUACCUCUAUAACCGUCGCCAUGCGUUUCUCUGUCAUCUCCGUUUCUGUCCUCUCCCUCUUUGCCUCCUCGGCCCUGGCCAUCCCCGCCUCGUCCGGCUCCUUGAGCUGCAGCCAGAUCAGCGAGGACAUUGCUGCCUACCAGGCUCGUCUGGACAAGGCCACUGAUUCCAGCUCUGCCAAGGUCCAGGCUGCCCAGAACGCGAUCAACUCGGCCAAGGAUGUUCAGACCUUCCAGUGCGGCGAGUCCACCAAGAGAUCCUACUACCCUCCUGAGAGCACUGGAUUGGAAGACCUUGGUCUGUAAACGGCCACCUCACGACAGGGGAGCGGACCCCCGAUGUCCCGCCCGGGAUUGUCCCGGUUAGAAUACCCCGACGAGUCAGAUUUCUGGACGAUGGAGGAUGAAAGCGCAAUGGCCUCGGGAUAGGUUUUUAUCCGAAAGGUUUCCCUAUCCUGUGAUGCGAAUGCAGAGGUCCAGAGAGGUGCUGGAAAGUGGAAUGUCUGAUCUUAUGACCACUUGUACGGCUUAAUGAAUGAGAUCACAUCCGCCCAUUCCUUUCAG